Lolium perenne is the source of this 1301-nucleotide messenger RNA. RefSeq names its product auxin-responsive protein IAA3. Gene Ontology annotation, biological process: regulation of DNA-templated transcription. Gene Ontology annotation, cellular component: nucleus. The record is from RefSeq and is a predicted model, not a curated record. Lineage: Eukaryota; Viridiplantae; Streptophyta; Magnoliopsida; Poales; Poaceae.
CACUCUGCUACAGUCUACAGUCUCUAGUCUAGUCCCUGCUGCUGCUACCACAUUUGCUCUCCCAGCUCCUUCUCCCUCCUCAAGUAUAGCAAUCAAACCACCAGCGGCCAGCUCCACUCCCCUCCCCUACUCCUCCCCCCUCCAGCUCCUCCAGUUCAUGUCCUGCUGCUUCCCAUGUCGCCGCCUCUCGAGCUCGACUACAUAGGCCUCUCGGCCGCCGCCGGCGGCCGCGCGGACGACGACCUCAAGGGCACCGAGCUCCGUCUCGGACUUCCCGGCUGCGAGUCGCCCGACCGCCGUCCAGCCGCCGCCGCCACCACCCUGGAGCUGCUGCCCUCCAAGGGCGCCAAGCGAGGGUUCUCCGACGAGGCCGUGCCGCCUGCGCCGGCUGCCGCCGGCGGGAAGGGCAAGGAGAAGUCCGGGGAUGAGAAGGACAAGAAGGUCGCCGCACCGCCGCAGCCUGCUGCCAAGGCUCAGGUGGUGGGAUGGCCACCAAUCCGCAGCUACCGCAAGAACACCAUGGCAACCACUACCAACCAGCUGAAGAGCAGCAAGGAAGAUUCUGACGCCAAGCAGGGGCAAGAGUUUCUGUAUGUCAAGGUCAGCAUGGAUGGUGCGCCUUACCUGAGGAAGGUUGACCUCAAGACAUACAAGAACUACAAGGAACUUUCUGUGGGGCUUGAGAAAAUGUUCAUUGGCUUCAGUACCGGGAAGGAUGGUGUAUCUGAGAACAAAAAGGAUGGUGAAUAUGUUCUGACUUACGAAGACAAGGAUGGAGACUGGAUGCUGGUUGGUGACGUCCCGUGGGAGAUGUUCACCGAGUCCUGCCGAAGGCUCAGGGUCAUGAAAGGUUCAGAUGCAGUCGGACUUGCGGCUCCAAGGGCAGCUGAUAAGUCCAAGAUUAAGAACUGAAAUGGUUGCUGCUGCCCACAGUCAUAGGCAAAACUGAAGAUCAAGUCACUGACUGUAGGGCAGGUUAUCGGAGCCAGGCCGUCUAACAGCAUCAAGACGAGACCGCACAUAUCGUUAGUACUACAUGGUUUUGUAUCCGCGAGUAAAACCUGCCAAUACUGUUUUGUCAUUAGAUUCGUGAUGUCUCCUAGAGACUUGUUGUGUUGUAUUUUGUCGUGCUCACGUGGUUGGUUGCAUGCGUGUUAUUUCCAUCCGUGUAAAUGGUUAGUAAAGCAGUGCUCUACUGCUGUGCUUGAGGACCUCUACCUAUUAUACCAGUGUGUUGUCAUGAACCGGUCGUUUUUCUCGCCGUAAAUGUUUAAUGAAGGUUGCAAGCUUAUUAUCUACUA